Messenger RNA from Anguilla rostrata (American eel), 2616 nucleotides. RefSeq names its product sialoadhesin (gene psg4). Bases 93 to 1784 code for a protein of 563 amino acids. The record is from RefSeq and is a predicted model, not a curated record. The transcript is spliced from 8 exons. NCBI's taxonomy places the organism in Eukaryota, Metazoa, Chordata, Actinopteri, Anguilliformes, Anguillidae.
GCUGCGCUUGUUCAUUCUCCGCCUCGCCUCGGCCCCGCUCGCCCGCCGUACCGCCAGUCCCUUCCUCCUCGCUCUCCUGCUCGCCCGCAGUCAUGGGUCCCCCAGCAGGCUUCUAUCUGUGGGUCGUGCUAUUUGGGCUACGGAGGGAGGCGGCCCGCGCCUCGCUCUCCGUCUCCGUCCCGGACCGGGUGGCGGCGCUGUCGGGCUCCUGCGCGGUCAUCCCCUGCUCGUUCCCCGCGGCGCCGGGCCGGCGGUACCAGCUGAAGCUGCGCUACGAUUCCGCCGUGCCCCUCCUGCGCGGGACGGCCUUCAGCAGCGAGGAGCCCCUCCUGGGAGCCCACCGGGACUUCAGGGGCCGCACCGCGCUGGCCGGGGACCUCCAGCGGGGGGACUGCUCCGUCAGGGUGGCGGCGGUCACGGAGGACGACCGCAGGAAGUACGAGGUGUGGCUGAAGGAAAUGGGGACGGCGGCGUGGAUGAAGUCCAAGAAAGUCCUCCUGGAUGUGUCAGACAUCCCCAAACUGCCUCUGAUCACGGACCCUGGGGCAGUUAUUGAGGGGCAGUUAGUCACCAUGAACUGCACCGUCAGCAGCCCCUGCCCCUCCUGGCCCCCCCAAGUCCAGUGGAAGUGGGAGAGGGGGGGUCAGGAGAGCACCGCCGUGACCCAGGCCAGCGGGACACUCGUCCCUCAGGGAAAAGGACAGAUCCUCUCCUCCUUGUCCUUCAUUGCGUCAUCCCUCUCUCAGCCCAGACUGAGGUGCGAGGCCCGGUAUCCGGGUGGGAGGACGGUGUCUAUCACCAAGGAGAUGCACGUCAGUUUUCCCCCGAGAGACGUCGCGGUGCACGUCCACACCCUGACAGUCCAGGAGGGGGCGAGCGUGCUGCUGUUCUGCUCCUGUAAAUCGGACCCCCCGGCCUCAGAGUUCCAGUGGUGGCGCAGCCAGGGAGGGCACAGGGUCGCCCUCGCCCAGCGCACGCACACCGUGCGGCUGCUCAACGUGAGCCGGGGCCUCAGGGUGGGCUGCCGGGCCCAGAACCCGAUCGGUCGAGCGGACUCCGCCCCCACGGUCAUCAACGUGCAAUACAAGCCCUCCAUCUCCCCGCUGUCGCUCUGCAGCUGGGACGAGCGCACGUUCUCCUGCUCCUGCGCGGUGGACGCCAACCCCAGGCCGGCCGUCACCUGGAGCGUCAACGGGAGCAGCCCCCCCGACGGCUGCAACAGCUCCGUCUCCGCGGAGAACGGCACGCUGUGGGCCACUCUGAGCGGGGACGUGGACCGGCGGAUGAGCGUGGCCUGCUACGCCUACAACGCCCUGGGCAACGACUCCUCCGCGCUGCUGUACGCCAGCGGCGGCGGGCGCGAGCCUCAAGAUUCUCUGAUAUGGAAAGUGGUCCCGGCAGUGUGUGUUCUGUCAUCUCUGACCCUGCUCUUCCUCCUCCUCCUCCUCCUCUGCCACCGCUGCCGCAGGAAGACUGGAAAGUAUGAAAAACACAUUCUGAACUGCAGGCCGUCAUCUUCUGUUUACCCGAGAAAUUUGGGGAUCUACCAGGAAAGAAUGCCCCUCUACAUCAACUGCACAGAGGUGACCCACAUCUACACCAACGGAAGCUAUCAGCUCAUCUACCAGAAUUGCACUCCUCUGUUUGUCAGAAAUAAACAGGUUCUCCAGGUGCCCCAAAGACAGAGACGGAUCGCCUGGACGGACAGACAGAGGGACAGACAGAGGGACAGACAAAGCCCGGAGACGAACACGGAGACCCCUGUGUACCUGGAGAUCAUUUGAACAUGGACGUUCUAAACUUACUGAUACUAGCAAUAUGAUAUGAUACGAUAAGAGGGGGACAAUGUGAUAUCCAUUGUAUGAUGUAUGGGCAAUUAGACGAGUACAAAUGUCUACAAUACGAUGAAUUCAUUUUAUUAAAUGCAUACGUUUAUAAUAGUCGUUAUCGUACUUUGAAUGAGUGGCGUUCACGGUUUGGCUGGGAAAUUCAUGAUGCUAAGUGGAUUCAAUUUCCAGCUCAUUUUAUGCUUCAGUUAUCAGCCUAUUGUUUCCCUAUUACUCAGCUUUUAACUCACGGAGCCCCAUUUCAAGCAGCGUAGCACAGCGUUUUAGAGUGGGUAUUUUCCAAUGAAAUUAUCUAACUAGAAAAUGAGCUGAAGAAUAUGCUCCAAAACAUUGGAAUCUCUUGUGGAUAUCAUCACAAUAGAGAUAAUUUCAUUGAGAACUUUAAUUGACCAAGACUGACUGUAACAAGAUCUAGUGUACAGGGUUCCCUCAAAACAGUGUUUGGAAGUAUUUGCAACAGUAUAUUCAUUGAUUUUACUAUUAUACUGUAAUAGUACUAUUUUUUUUAAAUAUACUGCAUCAUUGUAUGUAGCAGUACAUAUUUCCUGCCCAUGUUGCAAAUCAGAGCACUCACAUGCAUUUUUAUUCAAUAACUGCUUUCUUCUUGAACAAAAAUUUCACUUUGCAAAUGAAUAAUGCAGGUGUUUAAUAAUUAGGUAAAAUGUCUGACUUGAAUGUCUGGUAUAUUUUCACACAAUGUGUAAUCUAACAGAGCCCCUGCUUUGUCACGUAAAUUUUUGCAUAAAUAAAGGUAGAACUACUUUCUGAA